UCAACAAAAAAAGUUUUAGAUGGCCAAUAAUAUAGGAGCGUAUUCUUUAGGCUCGUGGUUUACAGCAUCUAUUUGCUUGCUGGCUGCCGUCUGCACACUUGGUACUUUUAUGAUAAUGACAAAUGAUGUAAUCGAAAAAUGGAACGACAUAGGCGCCUUGACGUAUGGAUUGAGCGUCAUUACAGUCUCUUUAAUCAGUCUCGUUUUCAUUAUAGUGUUUUAUCUACGGAAAAUUUUAAAUGAUGAAAGUGUGAAGGUGUUGUGGGGCAGAGUUAUAGUAGCCUUAUUGGUGUUGACAGCUGGAUGUGUCUUAGCCAAAGCACAUACAAACUAUGACAAUAAUAAGAAGAAUACGGUCGAAGGACUCAUGACAUUUUGCCAAUGGCUUAAAAAGUCAAGCAAUCACGGCAAUUGUGAUUAUCUUGUGUGGAGUUCUGUAAGUAGCAUGUCGUCGUUUGUAAAUAGACAUUUAUAA
Xenia sp. Carnegie-2017 is the source of this 475-nucleotide messenger RNA. RefSeq lists its product as uncharacterized. NCBI's taxonomy places the organism in Eukaryota, Metazoa, Cnidaria, Anthozoa, Malacalcyonacea, Xeniidae. The record is from RefSeq and is a predicted model, not a curated record. The coding region runs from base 20 to 475 and encodes 151 amino acids. The transcript is spliced from 3 exons.